This is a messenger RNA of Chara braunii, 1663 nucleotides long. NCBI's taxonomy places the organism in Eukaryota, Viridiplantae, Streptophyta, Charophyceae, Charales, Characeae. The record is from the annotation of a GenBank genome assembly.
GUCUGCCCCUUUCCUCCAUGCCCUUAAGUCAGUCAAGGGGUGAGAGUCUAAGUGGUGAGGAGUGGAACUGUCACCGAGUUGUACACCUAUCACCAUGGUUGACACGCGCAGUGGUAAGAGCACCAUCCCAUAUACAAAAGAGCAAGAAGAGAGUGUCGCCGCCAUACUGAAAGAAAGAAAGGAGAAGGAGGCCAAGAAGAAGGCCCUGUUAGAAGCACAGGUGGCGAAGAAGAAGAAGCUUGAGGGAGAGAUGGAGAGAGUGAAGAGAGAAGAGGAGCAGCAACUUAAAGAAGUAGAAGAAGAAGAAGAGGAAGAAGAGGAGAUACCCCUAUUGAAGAUUGGGAGGAGAGAAGAAAGAGGGGAGUCCAGUGGGACCAGUGAAGACCAAAAGAAACUAGAAAAGAUGAGGAGGAGGCGCAUAGCGGCGGCCACUGAGUUGGAGAAAGAAUUAGUUGCCGCAGCAGAACAGCAUACAAAGGACGUGCAGAGUAAGUUGAAUGCAAUCGCAAAGAGCAUAGAUGUGUUGAUUCGCGUCCAACAGGAACAGAUGCAUGCCUCCAGGGGCCAUGACAGAGCCCUGCAGUCCAUCCGAGUAGGUUUUAGAGAUUUUGCCCACGAUAUGAUGAUGCGGAUGGGCUCUGAGAUGCAGGCCCGCAUAAAGAACACAGAACAGUUCUAUGUUGGCGCCAUAGAGGGCGUUAAGAUAGCAGCCCCAAAGGAGGAAGAGGCAUGCCCGCGUAGGGAACGAGUCAAAGUUAAGUUUCCUGACGCCUAUAGCGGGAAGCAAAUGGAAGAUUUCGAUAAUUGGGAGGCUACAUUAACUCCUACGUGCACCUCCAAAAUACACCUCCAAAAUAUUAUUCCUGAGGAGCAAGUCCUCGUGGCAUUCCAUGCCCUUAGAGACGAAGCAUCUAGCUUCGCCAAGUCAUUAGCCGGUGCCACCAAGUGCGACAACGAUAUGGUGGCGUAUUCCACCAUCGCUCCCCUCAGUGAAUUCCUGAAGUUACUUCGCGAAUGUUUCGCGGAUGUAACUAAAGGAAUUAAAGCAUUUGACAAGCUCCAGACAAUCCACACACGACAAUGGAGGAGUGCAAGGGCACUCAAAGGGGCCAUGGACGAGCUUGUCGCAGUCCCUAACCAUGGGGUCACCGAGCCACAGUUGGUUCAAUUAUUUUAUCGUGCGAUGCCCGAGAGUUUGCACGGGCAUUUCUAUGACAAGUCGCGAGACGUUGUUGCAUAUGAGGCCAGUCCACGCCAGUGAAGGCUUUUUUGGCAUAGAGAUUUUGAGAAGGGUAAGAAGUGGAAGGGCCAUACCAUUUUAGGGCAGGUUAAGGGGAAGGAUGGCCUGAUCCUGACUUUGGAUGAGGGAGGAAUGGAGGAGGUCCCGUAUAGUGAGAUAGAGUGGGGCCUCAAAGAGGAAGACAGGAGUGUAGGUCAGGGGAGGUCCUAUGCUGCUGUCGCGGCUGGAGGGAGGCCGCAAGUAAGAGGAGGCCGGUGUCGACCGGUAGAAGGAGUCUGCCGGCCAGCAGAUCUAACCCUAUGUCCGCCCCGCGUCUCUCACCCGCGGGAGGGCUAGUUCCGGGCUCCUGCAACCUGCAAAACGACCAGGUGAGUACGCACAACCAAGGUACCAGGGCAAGCAUAACAAAAUGCUUGCAAUAAU